Messenger RNA from Trametes versicolor FP-101664 SS1, 1035 nucleotides. RefSeq lists its product as uncharacterized. The coding region runs from base 1 to 1035 and encodes 344 amino acids. The transcript is spliced from 2 exons. Lineage: Eukaryota; Fungi; Basidiomycota; Agaricomycetes; Polyporales; Polyporaceae. The record is from RefSeq and is a predicted model, not a curated record.
AUGGACCGCCUCCCAGCAGAACUCCAUGACCUGAUCUUCUCCGAGGCCUGCAACGACGGCGGCUACACCGGCCGCUCGCUCUCGCUCGUAUCCAAGAGCAUCCGCGCCGUAUCCGCCCCCUACGUCCUGCACUCCAUCGCCCUUUACGGGUCCUACCAACUCGCCGCCUUCGCCGCGUUCCUCGCCCAGCGAGCCCCGGAGCACACCCUCAUCCGCCACCUCUUCCUCACCGACCGCCGGCGCGUGUGGAUGGAGCGCGGGACCGGGCAGGACAAGGCCGCUUGGGUCACCAAGCGCAUGAAGGAGGAGUUGCAUCUCAAGGACCCAAUGCGCCGCGCAGACGCGCAGCCCAUCGCGCAGAUCAUGUCCGCCGCCGCCCCGCAUCUGCGCACGCUCGCCUUCCUCCUCUUCGACCUCUACGACGAGCGCACGCUCCCCACCUCCUUCCCGGUGCUGCGCGAGUUCACUCUCCAUGCGUCCUCACUCACAUGGCGCGGCGCGCCCAGCAUGGACCCGUGCGAUGCUUUGCGCCGGUUGCACGUCAUCCAGGACUUCUCGUUCCCCCGCGCGGCGGUGAAGACGAUCGCCGCGCUCGGGCCGCGCCUCACGCACCUGCGCAUCUCGCGCCUCACGACUUCGCGCCUCGCGAUGGGCGACCUCCUCGCGGGCCUGGAGAGGAUGCUCGAGGAACAGGCCGACGCUGCCGCCGCGCCGCCAGCCUUCCCGCCGUCGCUCGAACGGGCCAUCGUGGAGAUGGGCCAGCAAGCGCUGUACGACGCUGAUGGUGCCCUGCAGGUUCUGACGUCGCCGAUAGCGUACGAGCUGCGCGAUGUCGCGCUGCGUGACACCCGCCAACGCAUCGUCAUGCUGCAUCCGGCGCUGUGGGACGCGGCGGCGUUCACGAGCUAUGAUGGGGACAUCGAAUACUACAUGGGAGUGAAAUUGGACUGGGAGGAACGUCUCGUCGGGGAAGAGGGCGCGUGGGCACUCGAUCCUGCGGACAUUUUCGCGAUGAACGGGGUGGAUGGGGAAUAA